Molecule: messenger RNA, 252 nt
Organism: Phyllostomus hastatus (greater spear-nosed bat)
Lineage: Eukaryota; Metazoa; Chordata; Mammalia; Chiroptera; Phyllostomidae
Product: protein transport protein Sec61 subunit beta-like
Exons: 1
Coding region: 1-252 (83 amino acids)
Biological process (GO): intracellular protein transport
Cellular component (GO): Sec61 translocon complex
Source: RefSeq, a predicted model, not a curated record
AUGCCUGGUCUGACCCCCAGUGGCACUAUUGUGCCACUUUCAGGACACUCUCCCAGUAAAGCAGUACCUGCCUUGGUGGCAGGUUCCAUGGUCCAACAGAGGAAAAAUGCCAGCUGCGGGAUGACCUCAGCAGGCACUAGGGGAAUGUGGCACUUCUACAUGGAAGAUUUGUCUGGCCUCAAAGUUGGCCCUGUUCCAGUACUGGUUAUGAGUCUUCUGUUCAUCAUUUCUGUAUUUAUGUUGUACAUUUGA